This is a messenger RNA of Scleropages formosus (Asian bonytongue), 2128 nucleotides long. RefSeq names its product leucine-rich repeat and immunoglobulin-like domain-containing nogo receptor-interacting protein 2. Gene Ontology annotation, cellular component: plasma membrane. The record is from RefSeq and is a predicted model, not a curated record. Gene Ontology annotation, molecular function: protein binding. The transcript has a single exon. NCBI's taxonomy places the organism in Eukaryota, Metazoa, Chordata, Actinopteri, Osteoglossiformes, Osteoglossidae. Bases 6 to 1859 code for a protein of 617 amino acids.
ACACAAUGGUAGACUGUAUGAACAAAGUCAUGCUGCACACAGCUGUCUCAUGUUGGCAACCAUUCCUGGGGUUGGCCCUUGUUGCCAUCUUCAUUGGUUCCGCCUUCAGCUGCCCCACCCGCUGCGAGUGCUCUGCCCAGACUAAGUCAGUCAUUUGUCAUCGGAAACGUCUGCAAAGCAUCCCAGAUGGCAUCCCCAUUGAGACUAAGGUACUGGACCUCAGCAAGAACAAGCUGCAGGCGGUAAACCCUGAUGACUUCUCUACCUAUACUCACCUGGAGGAGCUGGACCUUAGUGGUAACAUCAUUGGAAAUGUGGAGCCCGGGGCUUUUAGUGCAUUGUUGAGUAUGCAUUCUCUCAGCCUGAAGAGCAACCGCAUCAAGCUCAUUCCCACUGGUGUCUUCACUGGUCUGUCCAACCUCACCUUGCUGGAUAUCAGCGACAACAAGAUCGUCAUCUUGCUGGACUACAUGUUCCAGGAUCUGCACAACCUCAAAUCCCUGGAGGUUGGCGACAACGAAUUGGUCUACAUUUCUCACCGGGCCUUUAGUGGCCUACUCAGCCUGGAGACGCUGACCCUGGAGCGGUGCAACCUGACAGUGGUGCCCACAGAAGCUCUUUCCCAUCUGCACAACCUGGUCAGCCUUCACAUGCGGCAGCUUAGUAUCAGCAUCCUCCAGCCAUAUUCCUUCAAGAAACUAUUCCGUUUGCGGUACUUGGAGAUUGACAACUGGCCUUUGCUGGAUGUGGUCCCCCCCAAUGCACUGCACGGCCUCAACCUCACCACCCUUUCCAUCACCAACACCAACCUGUCUGCCUUUCCCUACCAAGCCCUCAGGCACCUGCCAUACCUCACACACCUCAAUCUCUCGUUCUGUCGCAUUAGCCACAUAGAGGGCAGCAUGCUCCGUGACCUAGUACGACUCCGUGAGCUGCACCUGGUGGGUGCCCAGUUGUCUUACAUUGAACCAUAUGCCUUCCAGGGCCUACGGUGGCUUAGGGUUCUCAACGUUUCAUACAAUCGGCUGGAAACCCUGGAGCGUGCUGUGUUCCAGACCCCAGAGACCCUGGAGGUGCUCCUCAUCGACAACAACCCACUGGUAUGUGACUGCCGCCUCAUGUGGAUCCUGCAGAAGACCCACCUGUUCUACUUUGGCGAAGCCCAACCCGAGUGCAUUACUCCCGAGGGCAUCCGUGGAAAACCUUUCCGGGACUUCAAGGAGCCAUUGCUCUCCUACUACGUCCCAUGCGUGAAGCCCAAGAUCCGAGGGAACAAGACACAGACGCUCAUCGUAGACGAGGGCCAGCCAGCAAGACUACACUGCAGUGCCGAGGGAAUCCCCAGGCCCGUGGUGUCUUGGAUUACACCUCGUCGGCGACAGGUAACCAGCAAGAACAAUGGGAGAAUCACAGUCCAGACCAAUGGCACUCUGGAGAUCAGGAUCUCGGAGGUGCAUGACAGCGGAGUGUACAUUUGUCUGGCAAGCAAUGCCGCAGGGAAUGACACCCAGUCGGCUUCUUUAGCAGUGAAAAGUUUGGGCACAAGCGAUAGGUCACUUUACGCAAACAGGACCUCUCAGUAUUCCACUGACCCCAACAACACUACAGCCAAUGGGACUAACUUGUAUAACAUGACGUUUGGCCUGGACCUAAAGACCAUUUUGGUAUCAACGGCUAUGGGUUGCUUCACAUUCCUGGGGGUGGUCCUGUUCUGCUUCCUGCUCCUGUUUGUUUGGAGUCGUGGGAAGGGGAAGCAUAAAAACAACAUCGACAUUGAGUACGUCCCACGGUCCAACGGAGCUGGAGCAGAAGGUCCAGAGCCUGCAGGACCCCGUCGAUUUAACAUGAAAAUGAUUUAACGUAAUCACUGUAUCCAAGAAGGAGCUCUAGGGCAAAAAAAAAAAGACCUGUGCUAAAUUUCAGUGCAUUUCCAGAGAGGCUCUGGAGGGGAUUGCUACUGGAGUCUGGGGUGAAACGUAGAGCCGCGGAAGACCUCUGAGCAUCACGGAAACGGCACCCAGACAGGAUGUGCUACCAACAUAGAGUUGGCAGUGAACCUGCCAGGUUUACAUUCCCACUGGUGUCCGAGUCAGUGUCAACGGACCUUUAGGGGAAGGCAAGUUGCUCG